AUGGUGACGAGUCCGGACAGUAACGUGGCAACACCGGCGGAAUCCGCCAUCGACCGUAACGACGAACCUCCGCCGGUUACUAUGGAUACGACCAACACCACCACGGCAACGACUACUACGACGGUAACGACGACAGUGCCUGCGUGUGAGGUUGCCGCUACCAGCGAUACCACUGAGCAGCCCCGGCGGAAGUUGGGUGGAUUUGAGUUCUACGAGCAGAUCCUUGGAGCACCACGGUACGUCGUGGCACCGAUGGUGGACGCGAGUGAGCUGGCUUGGCGGUUGUUAAGCCGCCGGCACGGUGCCCAGCUGUGCUACUCGCCCAUGUUCCACAGCAGCUGCUUCACGAAGGAUCCCAAGUACCGGAAGGACUCGCUGCAAACCUGCCCGGAGGAUCGACCGCUCAUCAUCCAGUUCUGCGGCAACGACCCGAAGGUGAUGCUGGAGGCGGCCCUGCUCGCGCAGGAUCACUGCGACGCGAUCGAUAUCAACCUCGGGUGUCCGCAGGCCAUUGCCAAGCGCGGCCACUACGGAGCCUUCCUGCAGGACGAAUGGGAACUGCUGCGAGAGAUAGUGAGCACCCUGCACCGAAAUCUGGCCAUCCCGGUCACGUGCAAGAUACGCAUCUUCGAGGAUAUGGGCAAAACGAUUCGAUACGCCCGAAUGCUGCAGGAUGCCGGCGCCCAGAUACUGACCGUUCACGGGCGAACGCGCGAACAAAAGGGCCCACUGACGGGUAUGGCCGACUGGAAGUACGUGAGCGUUCUGCGGCAGCAGCUGAGCAUACCGAUUUUCUCGAACGGUAACAUUAUGUCGGUGCAUGACGUCGAGCGGUGCAUCGCGGAAACGGGUGUGAACGGGGUGAUGACGGCCGAGGGCAACCUACACAAUCCGGCCCUUUUCGAGGGUGUGAAUCCGAUCUCGUGGAACUUGGCGCACGAAUAUCUGGACCUGGUCGAGCAGUAUCCGGCACCGAUUUCCUACAUACGUGGUCAUCUGUUCAAGCUGUUUCAUCACCUGAUGCACCUCAAGUCAAAUGCAACUCUGCGGGAGAAGCUCGCCGGGAGUCAUUCGGUGGCCGAAUUCCGCUCGGUUGUCGUACAGCUGGAACAGAAAUAUCAACCCUUCCACGAGGGCAAACAACAGUGGACGGGCGAAGACGAAAACGAACCACAAGAAGAAGCGCCCGAUGGCGAUGAGAGCCGAGAUCAAAACAUGCGCCUUCCGCCGUGGCUCUGCCAACCGAACAUCCGCGCACCACCGGAAGUCCACCGACAAAAGCUAGCCGAAGCGCUCCGGUUGGCCGAUGAUCCGACUCGCGAAAAGCGCCAAUUUUUCGACGUCCACGGGAAUGAAAUUUCACGCAAGCGAAUGAAAAAGAUGCGCCGUGUGCAACGGCGACCAAAGAACCGAAACAGAGCUCAACGGAACCGCACGGUAACGCCCGGUCAGGAUAACGAAAGUGACGACGCGGAAGAGGAUGAUGAACAGCAGCAACGGGGGAUUGAGGACGGCACGGUGACACCCGAUCGUAUGGUCAUCCGAAUGGAUCUGUCCAUCGCUGAAACGAACGGACGCCGCCGGCGGUUCGAUGAGCUGUGCAACAACACGUCCCCGGACUGUACGAACCCGAUGGGAUCGAAAUGUGAACACCGGCUGUGUCGGACGUGCUGCAAGAACAAGUGCUACCGAGAGAACCGUGACUGUCCCGGGCACAAGAUUCGCAUCAAAUCACGCCGUGAAAAGGCGAUCGCUCUGACACUGGCCGAGCAGCAGCAACAACAACAACGUGCCGCUGAAGAGACCGCCACAGGACAGAUGGUGAUGGAGCAGAGUUGAUUUGCGGGCGCGUACGUUCGUCACACGGACCACGGAAGGUAAAAUAUCAGGGCGAUGGAAUGGCUACAGAAUUUAACAAAACCGAAUAAAUAACGCUCCUAGACGUGCUUGGGAAUCAGCACGUCUAAAAAGAGCG
Anopheles nili is the source of this 1975-nucleotide messenger RNA. RefSeq names its product tRNA-dihydrouridine(16/17) synthase [NAD(P)(+)]-like (gene Dus1). The coding region runs from base 1 to 1839 and encodes 612 amino acids. The transcript has 5 exons. The record is from RefSeq and is a predicted model, not a curated record. NCBI's taxonomy places the organism in Eukaryota, Metazoa, Arthropoda, Insecta, Diptera, Culicidae. Gene Ontology annotation, biological process: tRNA processing. Gene Ontology annotation, molecular function: tRNA dihydrouridine synthase activity; flavin adenine dinucleotide binding.